Molecule: messenger RNA, 1664 nt
Organism: Symbiodinium sp. CCMP2456
Lineage: Eukaryota; Dinophyceae; Suessiales; Symbiodiniaceae
Source: the annotation of a GenBank genome assembly
GUCAUGUUUCCAUUCGUCGCUGGGGUCGCCGCAUUUUUGCCAAGCUACGACCGUUUCGCCAAACGAUUGUCGCCUCCGACGCGUUGCUGCGAACUGCAUUAAUCAGUGGUGACGAACCGAUGGUGUUGGAGAUGCUACAUCCUGAGUUGGUGCCGCAUUGCCUUGGCUGGAGCCGAACAGGCCCUGCAAACCUGGAGCGAAGAUAUCCCGAUGAUCAUGAAAACGGCUUCGAUGGCCAAGCAUUGGACUACAUUUGCCAAGGGCUUUUGUUGCGGCACGGCCUGCGCCCUACACCGCGGCUGCGACGGCGCGCAGCAGCUUCGGCCAGGCGCCGGGCAGUUCUACUGCGCCGGCUCCUCGGCGACAGCAUCCACGGGUCCGCACUGCGACGGCAGUUGGAGGAGACCUUUCAUCUAAUUUUGCCGCCGGAGCCGGGCGACCCACUCGACAUGAUCAGUUUGAUGGCGCCCACCGCCUUCCAUCGGUGCGGUGCGGUGGGUGGUGCAGAGGUCUUGCAGACCUUGUCGACCGCACUCACCUGGAGGCCUUGGCUGGUGCUCCGGGGUUGUGACGCGCCGGAGCAGGAUGAUGACUUGCUGGACUCCAUGCCCGCCGAGCCACUGUUGAGGUGCCAGCAGCGUUGCUUAGAGGACGGCUACGGCGGCUUCGUGGUCCGAGGGUCCCAGGCCUAUUUUCGGAGACGACCAGCAAGCGGUUUGCUUCACAGCUGCAUCGCAAAACCUGGCGAUGUGCUGCACAUUGCGCCGGGGCCUGCAUGUGGGCUGCCACGACAAUCUUUGGCAGCUUUACUCCUGGGUCAAACAGAUGGCCACCGAACGGCCAUGGAUCUUGCACUGGAAAGUGGUGACGCGCAGGCCGUAGUCGAAUUGGGAAAGCUGGGCUGCAGGACCAUGGAGGACAGGACGGCAGAUGCUGCAAUCUUGGAUCGGAUUCUCUACGGCGGCAUGCCGCAGUGGCUGGCACGCGCUGUAGGGAAUUUGGCUUAUGCAGGCAAGCUCGCGGAUGACUGCGGCACAGCGUUGCAGGAUGCCCAGCAGAUUCGGGGCCGAGUCCUCGAAGAUGUCGAGCAGGUGCAGCGAGCAACCGGGACUUCUACUGCCGUGGCAGAAGCGCUGCUGCGACACUUUGGACAUAGUCCCGAAGCCGCCAUUUCGCAAUUUCAGGUCGAUGCCAAAGCCGCAAAGACCGCUGCCGGGAUCCGCGAGGGGCCCACCUCGUCCGAGUUGGUCUGUGGCAUUUGCUUCGCAGGCCUAGAACCUGGUGGCGACUCUUUGCGCCGCUUGCUGCCAUGUGAGGGGUCACAUGCCUUUUGUGAUGCAUGCCUGCGGCAGUAUCUGGAGGGUCUGCUAGCUGCUGGCAAUGUCAGAGGCAUGGUCUGCCCAGAGCCCGAGUGCCGAUUGCCUUUGGGCGAGGCGUGCGUUGAAGGCAUUCUGGGAUCUGCUGCACGGCAGAAGUUUGUUCGGCUCGCCGCGCUUCAGGCUGUGGAUGCUGCGGCCCACAUCUGCUGGUGUCCGCAGCCGGGCUGUGAAAAGGCUGUGGCCAGGACCGACGGCCUCACCGUGCGGUGUGCCUGCGGUUACACCUUCUGCUCCAGCUGCAUCUUGGCAGGAUUGCAACGACAGGUGAUAGGCCCGCACGUUUAA